Messenger RNA from Rangifer tarandus platyrhynchus (Svalbard reindeer), 1947 nucleotides. The record is from the annotation of a GenBank genome assembly. Lineage: Eukaryota; Metazoa; Chordata; Mammalia; Artiodactyla; Cervidae.
AUGGAUCUGGUGCUGAGAAAAUACCUUCUCCAUGUGGCUCUGAUGGGUGUUGUUCUGGCUGUAGGGGCCACAGAAGGACCCAGAGAUGGGGAUUGGCCUGGUGUCUCAAGGCAGCUCAGAGUUAAAGCAUGGAACAGACAGCUGUACCCAGAGUGGACAGAAAGCCCGGGGCCUGACUGCUGGCGAGGUGGCCGUGUAUCCCUGAAGGUCAGCAAUGAUGGGCCUACGUUGAUUGGGGCAAAUGCCUCCUUCUCUAUUGCCUUGCACUUUCCUAAAAGCCAAAAGGUGCUGCCGGAUGGGCAGGUCGUCUGGGCCAACAACACCGUCGUCAAUGGGAGCCAGGUGUGGGGAGGACAGCUGGUGUAUCCCCAAGAACCUGAUGAUACCUGCAUCUUCCCUGAUGGGGGUGCCUGCCCUUCUGGCCCUCUGUCUCAGAAGAGAUGCUUUGUUUAUGUCUGGAAGACCUGGGACCAAUACUGGCAAGUUCUGGGGGGCCCAGUGUCUGGACUGAGCAUUGGGACGGACAGGGCAGUGCCGGGCACACAUAACAUGGAAGUGACCGUCUACCACCGCCGGGGGCCCCGGAGCUACGUGCCCCUCGCUCGCUCCAGCUCAGCCUUCACUGUCACUGACCAGGUGCCCUUCUCCGUGAGUGUGUCUCAGCUGCAGGCCUUGGAUGGAAGGAACAAGCGCUUCCUGAAAAAGCAGCCUCUGACCUUUGCCCUCCAGCUCCAUGAUCCCAGCGGCUAUUUGGCUGGGGCUGACCUUUCCUACACCUGGGACUUUGGAGACAGCACAGGGACCCUGAUCUCUCGGGCACUCGUGGUCACUCACACCUACCUAGAGUCUGGCCCAGUCACUGCACAGGUGGUGCUGCAGGCUGCCGUUCCUCUCGCCUGUGGCUCCUCUCCAGUUCCAGGCACCACAGAUGGGCAUGUGCCAACUGCAGAGGCCCCUGGGACCACAGCUGGCCAAGUGCCUACUGCAGAAGUCACAGGCACUACACCUGGCCAGGUGCCAACUGCAGAGGCCCCUGGGACCACCGCUGGGCAGGCUCCAACCACAGAGAGUGUAGGUACCACACCUGAGCAGGGGGCAGCCUCCCAAGUCUUAGGCACCACACCAGCAGAGAUGCCAACUGCAGAGGCUUCAGUUACGGCACCUGAAGUGCCAACUACAGAGCCCUCUGGAACCACGGUUACACAGGGAACAGCCCCAGAGCUGGCGGAGACCACAGCCGGAGAGGUGUCCACUCCUGAGCCUGCGGAUUCAAAUACCAGCCCAUUCAUGCCUAGAGAAGGUAUUGCAGGCCCCCUGAGCCCCCUGCCAGAUGACACCGCCACCUUAGUCCUGGUGAAGCGCCAAGCCCCCCAGGACUGUGUUCUGUAUCGCUAUGGCUCCUUUUCCCUCACUCUGGAUAUUGUCCAGGGUAUUGAGAGUGCUGAGAUCCUACAGGCUGUGUCAUCCAGCGAAGGAGACGCAUUUGAGCUGACUGUGUCUUGCCAAGGCGGGCUACCCAAGGAAGCCUGCGUGGACAUCUCAUCGCCAGGGUGUCAGCCGCCGGCCCAGCGGCUGUGUCAGCCUGUGCCCCCCAGCCCAGCCUGCCAGCUGGUUUUGCGCCAGGUACUGAAGGGCGGCUCAGGGACCUACUGCCUCAAUGUGUCUCUGGCUGAUGCCAACAGCCUGGCAAUGGUCAGCACCCAGCUUGUCAUGCCUGGUCCAGAAGCAGGCCUCGGGCAGGCUCCUCUGUUCGUGGGCAUCUUGCUGGUGCUGACAGCUUUGCUGCUUGCAUCUCUGAUAUACAGGCGAAGACUUAUGAGGCAAGGCUCGGCAGUCCCCCCUCCCCAGCUGCCGAAUGGUGGAGCCCCGUGGCUGCGUCUGCCCUGGGUCUUCCGCUCCUGCCCCGUUGGUGAGAGCAGACCCCUCCUCAGCCGGCAGCAGGUCUGA